AUGGUCCAGUAUGGCAAGCAGGGCUUCUCCGUUUGCGUGCAGUGUGGCAAUUGGGCGUGGAACUGGAGGCUCAAGAAGCAGAAAGGGGUGUGCACGGUAUGCGACACCCCCCAGCCUGGCUGGAGUACGACGACGAGCGGCACGUGGUGGGCGCCGUGGUCCUCGGGCGGUGGGCGGCACGACCAUGCGAAGUCCCUGCCGUCUCUCGCCAACUUCGGGGACUACCUGUCGAAGGCUCUCGCUGGUGCAGGGCUCGAUGGGGACCCAGAUGCUGCGCGCCUGGCGACGGAGUUCAGCACCCUGGCGUCCCAGAAGCUGGCGGCGGUCCUUGCGCCGCCGCCCAAGCCCCAGCACGCGCUGCUCAAGGAGGCUACGGCGGAUUGCUCCCGCAAGCAGGAGGCCCUGGAGAAGGCCGCCACGAAGCUGGAGCAGUCCCGCCUCCAGCUCGAGAGGGACCAGGCCAAGUUCGACGAGGCGGCGGACGCUGUCUUGGCUGCCGAUCUGUAUCGCUUGGAGGUGCAGGAGGCGGCGAACCCGCCCGAGGCGGCCACCAAGCAGUCGGGCUUCGUCCUGGACCCUGGGCUGUUCGAGUGCCUCGAGGAGCUGGAGGAGUCCGACAGGAAGGCGCUGGAGGAGUUUCAGAAGCAGCUGGAGGAGGUCACCCAGCUGGUCGACGCCAAGCAGAAGGAGUUCCAGGAUCUGCUGGAGCGCACGAGGCUGCUGGCGCUGGCAAAGGCGGCAAGGCGGGUGCAGGCAAGGACGCUGCUGCUGCUGGUGCUGGUGCAGGCCGCGUGUAGCAUCACUUGCUCCCCGCCCUGCAGGGGGGAAGCUGCAGGAGUACCUCAUUCAGAGUCUGAUGGCAACAUUACGGAGUGGGGCCCACAGGCUGCGCGGUUCAUUGCUCAGGAGCAGGAGCGCAGCAUUGUGGCCCUCGUUGAGACGCACAAAGGUGAAAAGGACAUGCCAGGCAUCUGCCAGGCCAGGAUUGGAGCCUUGCCUGAUGACAAGACGGUCGAGUACUUUGGCAAGAAGUCCACCGCGCAGCAGAUCGACUUGUGGAAAGCAAUGGGAUGCGAUGCGUCAGGUGCCAUCGCCACGGACAAGCAGACGAUGCUUCAGACUUCGGCUUCUGAAUGGAAUGUGAUGUGGCAUGAUCCUGUCGACCAGCCUGCUGAUAUUUUGUAUAUGAUGGACCAGUGCCUCUCAGCUGCGCGAGACAACCCACUUCCUGCCAUCGCCAUCAUGGACGUGGAUGCUGUGCUGCCCUCGCUACCAGCGAAGAAGGCGAAGGGCGUGGACGUGCUGAACCCCGUGGAUAUUCAGCGGCAGCCCUUGGUGGCAAGGCGUGAUGCUGCUGCGAGUGUGGCUGGGACGAAGCGUGGCGGGUGCUUGAAUUCUGUAUUGCAAGCGGUGUUUGGGCUUUCUGAUCCUGGCAUUGAUCUGAGGAAGCAGGUGAUCAAGGAGUGGAUUGCGCUGUGGCUCUCCCAGCCGAUGCUCCAUCCUCGCAUGCGCAAGAUGUGGCCGAUCACUCUGGCGAAGCUACGGCGUGGCUCUGCUGAGAGACUUGUGGUGAAGUGGAAGGAUGUGCGCGGCCCCAUCGCCGCGGUGCAGGCCACGCUCUUGCAGGUUGGCUGGGAUCCACAGAGCCCCGGUGUCUGGUCGCGCCCAUUGGCUGAUGGAACCAUCGAUGAUUGGCUGUUUCCUGCUUUUGGCGACGAGCAGUUCUCUUCAGCGGUGCCUUCGCAUUUUGAAGACAUGCUUGGCGCCUUCAUGGAUGAUUGUGUCCAGCUGCAGUGGAAGGAAGCGGCCCACCACGAAGCAGGUGAGGAUCUGGCAGCUGGUGCGGACAUGACGACGGUGCAGAUUGAGCUGAACCGCCUGGCUGCCAGGUCCAAGUUCGACGAGUGGGCCGCAGACAUUGCCGUCAUCUCGGGGGGCCAGUGGACUCGUGAGCGGCAGAGAGCCCAGCCUGCCUUGUGGCUUAGGGGAGUGCCCUCGAAGGACCUCACGGAAAAUGUGCAGUCUGUAACCUCCCUUUUUGAUAUUUUUAUGUGCCAGGGCAACGCCAGUGCCGACGCCUAUGCGGGGGUGGUGGCCCAGUGGUCCUGGGAGUGGUGCGUGGCCCGCAAGCUCACUAAGUUUGUCCAGGCGAUCGGCGAGAGUGCGCACAAGCUUCGCCCGUUCGCUGGUCGCUGGCGUUGCAACGUCUGCAAGGUGAUUGUCCCGAGGAGCCAAGUGCUCACUUUCGCCUCGACCCCGUGCCGCGUCCCGACCCCGUCGCCGUCGGAUUCGCCCGGCAUGCUGGGUCUGAGCCCUGAGUUUGGUGAGGGUUUCGAGGCGAUCUCGGGUGAGGCGUGGCCACUGGUGGAGAGGCCCAGUUUCGAUGAGUAUCUGGCCCGCUCCUCCGAUCGCCCUGUCGGAGAGCUGGCCAACCUGAUGUCGGUCUGCGAGGACGCCCCACCCGUGGGCGAGGACGCGGCUGCUGCCUUCGCUGCCGCCGCCGCCCGCUUGUGUGUGGUGAAUGAGUUUGAGGAGACCGCCGCCCAGCUCGGAGCCCAGGGUCAGGGGCAGACAGUGCUCGCUGGUGCUCGUGUGCAGGGGUUGGGCGGCGGGGGCGUCGACAGCGGUGACAGCGACUGUACUGGCCACGUGGGCCGGCCCCCCCAGGGCCGCCCGCUGGCGGGGGCGGCGCCGUGCCGUGCGCGGCGCGGCAUGGGCGCGGAGUGGCUUGCCGGCAUGAAGGUGGAGUAUUUUAGCCCAUCCUUCAACGAGUGGAUCCCGUGCCGCGUCGCGCUCGUCCACCCUGGCGGCCAGCUCAAGCUGGAGCACCCCGACGGUUCCGUCCUGAAGGAGUCCGCCGAGCCCAGCCGCGUCCGCCCCGCGGUGAGCAAGGCGCCGCGCACGCCGCCACGGGCGGUCCGUCGUGGCCUCGGGGCCCCGAGGUGCACCAGAGACCCAAGCACCGCGCAGAACAGCAUGCCUUUCAUCGGCGACGGCGAAGCAUAA
This is a messenger RNA of Prorocentrum cordatum, 3006 nucleotides long. The record is from the annotation of a GenBank genome assembly. Lineage: Eukaryota; Dinophyceae; Prorocentrales; Prorocentraceae.